Messenger RNA from Melitaea cinxia (Glanville fritillary), 826 nucleotides. RefSeq names its product 2-iminobutanoate/2-iminopropanoate deaminase (gene UK114). Lineage: Eukaryota; Metazoa; Arthropoda; Insecta; Lepidoptera; Nymphalidae. Gene Ontology annotation, molecular function: deaminase activity. Bases 141 to 644 code for a protein of 167 amino acids. The record is from RefSeq and is a predicted model, not a curated record. The transcript has 3 exons. Gene Ontology annotation, cellular component: cytosol.
GUAUUAUGUCAAUGACAAAAUAAUUUUAAUCACGAAAAUUGAAGUUUAUAGAAAAAAGAGCUAAGAUUAACAUAUUUAUCUAAUCAAUAAUAACAACUACGCAUGAACUUUUGACUUUAAUUUACAUAAUAAAUUUUAUAAUGAGCUCAGAAGCGAACGUCAACACACAAGCAAACGUUGUGUCGGAAAUUAAUAUGUCUAAAAUUAACGAUAAAAAAGUGACGAAGACAAUAGUCACGUCACCAAAUAUUUAUAAACCUGUUGGACCAUAUAGCCAAGCAAUCCUUGCAGAUAAAACUCUUUAUAUAUCCGGAGUGCUGGGCCUCGAUCCUCAAGCUCAGCUAGUAUGUGGUGGCGCAGAGGGACAAGCUCGACAAGCACUAGAGAAUUUAAAACAUGUCUUAGAAGCAGGCGGUUCCUCACUCGAAGCGGUUGUAAAAACAACCAUACUACUAAACAAUAUUGAUGAUUUUCAAGCUGUGAACCAGAUUUAUGCACAAUAUUUUACCAAAAACUAUCCAGCACGAGCCUGUUACCAAGUUGCCAAGCUGCCUCUAGGUGCGGCGGUUGAGAUCGAAGCAAUAGCUCUGUGCGGAGACCUCGUCGUAGCUGAAGCGGGUCCAUGUCCCUGUGCCCGCAUAUAACAAUAAAACGAAAUCUACACCAAAAUUUUUGAAACAUUUAAUCUUAUAUAAAUGUGCACGAGCAAAUAUAAUAUACGCCUUACCUUUAAAAUAGCAAUCCAGGAAUUUUUGUAAUAUUAGAUGCAGAAAAAGCGACAAGUUAUGGCUAGUAAAAAUGAUUAAUAAAAAUAUUUUUAUCCAGA